Pseudomassariella vexata is the source of this 1929-nucleotide messenger RNA. RefSeq names its product multicopper oxidase-domain-containing protein. Gene Ontology annotation, molecular function: copper ion binding; oxidoreductase activity. The record is from RefSeq and is a predicted model, not a curated record. Bases 1 to 1929 code for a protein of 642 amino acids. Lineage: Eukaryota; Fungi; Ascomycota; Sordariomycetes; Amphisphaeriales; Pseudomassariaceae. The transcript has 8 exons.
AUGAAGACCCCAUACCGUGGUGCGCUUCUGUGCUUGCCAUUGACGAAUGCGUUGUUCUUAGACUCGUAUCUAAGUGGUGUGCGGAGGCUGUAUUCUCGACAGAUUUCAUUCCCUACAGCUCCAAACUUUACGUUUCCUAUUCCGACUGGGACACCCGCAAGCGACCCCAACCCGCAGCCAUCACCACCGCCUCAAGGACCUCCAACACCUCAAGCCACUUUGGAUCCUGAGGUUCCACCAGGAGGCAGCGGUGGUGUCUGUGGAGGGUCACCCAAUGGCUGCUGGGGCCGAUUUGACAUUACUACGGACGCGGAGACGGCAUUUCCAAACACGGGUAAAAUCGUAGAUUAUACAUUUGAGGUUAAGAACACUACAUGCGCCCCCGAUGGGGUUCCAAAACCUUGCCUUCUAAUAAACAACCAAUUGCCUGGACCAACAGUCUUUAUAAACUGGGGAGACACGGCAAGAAUAACCGUAAUCAACAGCUUGCAAGAUAAUGGGCAAGCUACUUAUUGCCAUCCAAAAUCACGUUCGAAGGUGCUGAUAUGUCAGCAGGACGGGGUCAACGGUGUCACCGAGUGCCCUCUCGCCCCCGGAAAGACGAGGGUAUACACCUGGCAAGCAACUCAACACGGAACCUACUGGUACCACAGCCACCAUUCAUCCCAAUACGGUGACGGCGUUUGGGGUGCAAUUAUUGUGAAUGGGCCACAUGCUGCUGGCUACGACGUGGAUUUGGGUCCUAUCACCAUUUCGGAAGUAUACCACAACGUUGGCAGCCAGGGACAGGACACCAUCACGAUGACACAGGGCGCCAAUGUCAGCAUACCAGACAAUAUUCUCUUCAAUGGGACCAACCUAAACUUUGCUGGCGGCGGACGGCAUUUUCAGGUUAAUGUGCAGAGGAAUCAGCGAUACUUGAUGCGUUUCAUCAACACAGGUGUGGACAACUUUUAUCAAGUUGGUAUCGCAGACAACCAUCAGCUACAAGUUGUUUCCAUUGACGGGCAAGCAAUCGUCCCAUACACGACAACCUGGGUGAAACUUGGCGUUGGUCAACGAGUAAAUGUAGUAGUGACGGCCAAUGCAGGCGGGCAACGAGGACGAGAUGGGUCAUACUGGAUACGCGCAGUUCCUCAACCCUGCGUGUUUAACAGAAAUGACGGCAAAGGCAAUCUCGCCAAUGGAAUCUUCUCGUACACGGGAGCCGAGGCAGAUAUUCCAGAUGGUUUGCCCCGGAGUCAAAUGUCCCCUAUUGUUGAGGGAUGCUACGAUGAGGCACUCGACCAGGUGCAGCCCAUCCCUCCUAAGUCGGUCGACACGACUGCCUUUAAACUAACACAGGUUCCCGUGUCGAGUCCAUUCCAAGUCACGAGCGUCACCGGAGGCCGGGUAUUCCGCUGGGUAAUUGGCAGCUCGACCAUGGUAGCCAAUUGGGAGCAACCGAUCAUCAGUCGGCUUUCUCAGAAGAACCCAAAUUUUCAAGCAUCAGAUAAUUUGAUCGAGGUCGAUGGAAGCUCCAAGUUUGCAUUCUGGUACGUUCAGAAUCAGUCUCCAAGCAACUCACCCUGUGAUUCCAGACUUCAUAUGCACGGCAACACUCUCCGCAUUCUGGCAUCUGGUAACGGAACAUGGAACCAGGAUAUCCGUUCGCUGAACUUCGCCAACCCCAUGCGGCGGGAUACAUUCAUGCUCCCGGCUGGAGGGUACGCCGUCAUGGCGUUUGAAACCUCUUCGCCCGGCGCUUGGAUCUUGCAUUGCCACAUAUCUUGGCACGCAAGCGAAGGACUUGUGACCAAUGCACUAGUGCGGCGGAAGGACAUUGUGGUAUCACCUGAACAGCUGCAGACGAUUCAAAGCCAGUGUAAAGAUUGGACGCAGUAUUUUGAGACUGAGCGGAAGUACAAUGUGAUUGGAAGCGGGCUCUAA